GGCAUUCAUCGUCUGGCUGGCCAAUGGUGAGACUAUUCGUGUCUACAAAAUGACUAAGAAGGAUGAUGACAGCUUCACCUUCACUGCCAAUUCUGGGGACUUCCCAAAGAAGCACAAGGCUCCUGUCAUUAACAUAGGAAUUGCAGAGACAGGAAAGUUUAUCAUGACAGCUUCCAGUGACACUACCAUCCUGAUCUGGAGCCCAAAGGGAGAAGUCCUGGCCAGCAUUAACACCAACCAGAUGAACAAUGCCUAUGCCACUGUGUCACCCUGUGGGAGGUUUGUGGCAUCCUGUGGCUUCACCCCUGAUGUGAAGGUGUGGGAGGUGUGUUUUGGCAAGAAUGGAGAGUUUCGGGAGGUGGCCAGGGCUUUUGAGUUGAAAGGCCACACUGCUGGGGUCCAUUCCUUCGCCUUCUCUAACGACUCCAGGAGGAUGGCAACCGUGUCAAAGGAUGGGACAUGGAAAUUCUGGGACACAGACGUGGAAUACAAGAAGCAGCAGGACCCGUACCUGCUGCUGACA
Molecule: messenger RNA, 523 nt
Organism: Acanthisitta chloris (rifleman)
Lineage: Eukaryota; Metazoa; Chordata; Aves; Passeriformes; Acanthisittidae
Gene: TBL2
Product: transducin (beta)-like 2
Exons: 4
Biological process (GO): endoplasmic reticulum unfolded protein response
Cellular component (GO): endoplasmic reticulum
Molecular function (GO): protein binding
Source: RefSeq, a predicted model, not a curated record